UUGGCUGCGGGCGCGGUGCGCUGGGUGUCAUUGCCCGGGGGGUCCCAAACAGUGUCAGUGGCGCCGGGAGCCCGGCAGGUGCGUGCCCAGGAACGAUGGCGACAGAGUCCCCGCGCCGCCCCAGUCGCUGCACUGGAGGAGUGGUGGUUCGCCCUCAAGCUGCCACGGAACAGUCAUACAUGGAAAGUGUUGUUAACUUCCUCCAAGAUGUUGUGCCACAGGCCUACAGUGGAACCCCUCCAGAAGAAAAAGAGAAAAUUGUCUGGGUCAGAUUUGAAAAUGCAGAUUUAAAUGAUACAUCCAGGAAUAUGGAAUUCCAUGAGAUCCACAGCACUGGGAACGAGCCCCCGUUGCUGCUGAUGAUUGGAUACAGCGAUGGGAUGCAAGUCUGGAGCAUACCUAUCAGUGGGGAAGCUCAGGAGCUGUUCUCGGUGCGCCACGGGCCGGUUCGAGCCGCUCGGAUCCUCCCAGCUCCUCAGAUCAGUGCUCAGAAAUGUGAUAACUUUGCUGAGAAGCGGCCUCUGCUUGGUGUGUGCAAAAGCAUUGGAUCUUCUGGCACCAGCCCACCCUACUGCUGUGUGGAUCUGUAUUCCCUGAGAACAGGAGAGAUGGUCAAGUCCAUCCAGUUCAAAACUCCUAUUUAUGACCUGCAUUGCAAUAAAAGGAUCCUUGUUGUGGUCCUGCAGGAGAAAAUCGCCGCCUUUGACAGCUGCACUUUCACCAAAAAAUUCUUCGUUACCAGCUGCUAUCCUUGUCCAGGGCCAAACAUGAAUCCUAUUGCUCUUGGAAGCCGUUGGCUUGCUUAUGCAGAAAAUAAGCUGAUCCGAUGCCAUCAGUCCCGUGGUGGAGCCUGUGGAGACAACAUUCAGUCUUACACUGCCACAGUCAUUAGUGCUGCCAAAACAAUAAAGACUGGGCUGACGAUGGUGGGGAAGGUGGUGACACAGCUGACGGGGACGCUGCCGUCGGGAGCCACCGAGGAGGAAAUCCUGGCUCACAGCAACCUCCGCCGCAGUCCCCUGGUGCCUGGGAUUGUCACCAUCAUCGACACCGAGACCGUGGCAGAGGGACAGGUCCUGGUGAGUGAGGACUCGGACAGUGAUGGCAUCGUGGCCCAUUUCCCUGCCCAUGAGAAGCCCAUUUGCUGCAUGGCCUUUAACCCCAGUGGGAUGUUGCUGGUCACCACUGACACAUUAGGCCAUGAUUUCCAUGUUUUUCAAAUCCUGACACAUCCUUGGUCAUCAUCACAAAGUGCCGUCCAUCAUUUGUACACACUUCACAGGGGAGAGACCGAAGCCAAAGUCCAGGAUAUCUCCUUCAGCCACGACUGCCGCUGGGUGGUGGUCAGCACGCUGCGAGGCACUUCCCAUGUUUUCCCCAUCAACCCCUACGGAGGCCAGCCCUGUGUCAGGACUCACAUGUCCCCACGGGUGGUCAAUCGCAUGAGCCGCUUCCAGAAGAGCGCGGGGCUGGAGGAGAUCGAACAGGAGCUGACGUCGAAGCAGGGAGGACGCUGUAGCCCUGUGCCCGGCCUGUCCAGCAGCCCCUCUGGCUCACCUCUCCAUGGUAAAUUGAACAGCCAAGACACUUACAAUAACUUCACAAACAACAAUCCCGGGAAUCCUCGACUCCUGCCUCUCCCGAGUUUGACUGUGGUGUUGCCUCUCGCUCAAAUCAAGCAGCCAAUGACAUUAGGGACCAUCACCAAACGCACAGGACCUUACCUGUUUGGAGCAGGAUGUUUUUCCAUAAAAGCUCCUUGCAAAUCCAAACCAGCUCCGCAGAUUUCACCCAGUAAAUCUGUGGGAGGGGAGUUUUGUGUCGCUGCAGUCUUUGGAGCUUCAAGGUCAUGGUUUGCAAACAAUUCCGGUCUCAAACGAGAAAAAGAUCAGUCCAAGCAGUUUGUGGUGGAGUCCUUGUACAUCAUCAGCUGCUACGGGAGCCUGGUGGAGCACGUCCUGGAGCCGCGGCCGCUCAGCACCGCGCCCAAGAUCAGCGACGACACCCCCCUGGAGAUGGUCACCUCCCCCAGGGCCAGCUGGACUUUGGUUAGAACUCCUCAGUGGAAUGAACUCCAACCACCAUUUAAUGCAAACCAUCCACUGCUCCUGGCUGCAGAUGCUGUGCAGUACUACCAGUAUCUUCUGGCUGGCUUGGUGCCACCGGGGAGCCCUGGGCCCAUCACCCGGCACGAGUCCUAUGACAGCUUGGCCUCCGACCACAGCGGGCAGGAGGAUGAGGAGUGGCUGUCACAGGUGGAAAUCGUGACUCACACUGGGCCUCAUCGACGCCUGUGGAUGGGCCCUCAGUUCCAGUUCAAAACCAUCCACCCCUCAGGCCAAACCACCGUCAUCUCCUCCAGCUCCUCCGUGCUGCAGUCGCACGGGCCCAGCGACACCCCGCAGCCUCUCCUGGACUUUGACACAGAUGAUCUCGAUCUCAACAGCCUCAGGAUCCAGCCGGUGCGCUCGGAGCCCGUCAGCAUGCCGGGGUCACCGCGGCCCGCGGCCGACCGGCGCGGCGUCUCCACGGUCAUCGACGCUACUUCAGCAUGCCCUACACGGCUGAUGUUCUUUAUGGAAAAGACAUUUUUAGGUUUGAAGGAUUUUUAAGUAGGUCAUAAAUUUUUCCUGCCUGAGCUGAACCAGGAAGUGAUUGUUCAGCUGUGCCCCUGCACUGGAGCCUGUUGCACUUUAUGAAGAUGCUUAUCUGGAGGUUUGAUUGCCUGUUGCUUGGAGAUCCAACCCGUGUGGCGCCUCUGCUUAUCUGACUCAUCACUUCUCCUUCCUAUCAAAAGACUCCAAGUACAUGUUUAUCAUCUCCCAUUAUCCUUCCCAUUAUCCUCAAUAGCUUCCUCCCUUCUCCCCCGUUGGUGUUGCAUUUAAUAAGCAGUUUGUGUGGUUUUUUAAAGCAUGGAUUUCCUCAUGUGUCUGUAAAACUGGGGUGUGCUAAGGACAAUCUCAUAAGAUCACUUGCAAAAGUCUUCAUUUAAAAAGUGCAGAACUGUAAUGCUGUUAUCAAUAGUGAAAAUUUGCAAUGGCAUUCUCAAGGUGGAUGGCUGAAUCUGUAAAGAUUACUUGGAUAUAUUUUAAAAAUGCAUAUUACAAUAUGGUUCUCUCAACUCAAAAUUCUCCUAAGACACUCUUCUCUGGUUUAUUUUUUUAAGAAAAGUUUUCAAAAGUUCAGUCACCUAAAGCUACUGGACAUUUGUCCCUCAAUGCACAUAUUUUAGUCAUAUGCAUCAUAGAGAGAAUAUACCCUCAAGGAUUAAAUGCACUGUAAUUCCAGAUGCUAUUCCAGACUGGCAGUUGGAAAUGUUAAAGGGGGACAGCAAUGGGUUUAAAUCUUUGUGAGGCAGGAAGGAAUUAUUAUUGGUGAUAAUGCAGCAGCAGAACCACUGCACAGGUAAGAGCUGCUCACUGUGUGCAGCAAGCAGAGGGUGUUUGUCCCUCCUCCCCAAAGGUGUGCUCAGGCUGUGGCUUGGCUUUGACACAGGUGGGUUAAAUCUUAAUAAGCCAGGUUCUAUUUAUGAGCCCAGAAAUGAAAGAGAAACCUUAGAGAGUCCAGGCACCUCUCUGAAUUUUCAUCCUAUAACCUGUGGAGUAAUGACAUACAUCAUAUGUAUUCCAUAGCUGAAAACCCAAACCUGGUACAACUCUCUGAACAAUGAAUGAUGUAGAAAUUAGGGGUGUAGGCAGGUUAGGAUAUCUGCACAGUCAACUCUGAGCUUUCAGAGCUAGAAAAGCUGUAGGGAAAGGAUUUUGCAGCAGUUGCUGGUCAGUGAGUUUGCUCAGAGUGCUGCACUGAGUGUGCACACGAGUGUUUCCCUUCAGCUGCAGCCCAGGUGUGCUCAGUGACUCAGGUGUGCACUCAGUGACUCAGUCCUGCUCAUUUAAGAGAAGUGGCUGCAUCUGUGAGUCUGUCUAUGGAAACCUUGUUUAUUCCCUCACACAAAGAGGUUUUGGACACUUACCCAUCAGCCAAGUAAUGAGUUGGUUGCGUUGCUAGUGGAGGAUGAGAACAUUGACAGAGGAAUUGUCUGAUCUCUUUUUUUGCAUCAACCUCUUCCAUUCCUGCUGGGAGGAGAUCACAGAAUAGAAUCAUAAAUCUGUUUCUUUAUUGCCUAGAAUAAAUGCAGAAAUUGAGUGAGAAGGAUUUCAGUGAAUGGCAUUAUUUAACAAAUAAAAUUAAUUUGUAGAAGAAAAAGAUCCUGAGGAUUCUUUUCCUCAUUAGUUGUUUGUGGGGUGGGGGGAACCUUAAUGUUCUCAACUGAAACCUGGUGAGUGCUGUGCUCAGGGACACACACACAUCAUUUUUUAAUGAAGAUUGUUUAUUACUGUUGUAUAAAACUCUGACAAUACUAAGCUCACUUCUGGUUACUUCAAUCAAUGCCCACUUAAAAUCAGCUUGUAAUUUAGUACUUCCCUUUCUUUUGUGUGUGACUGGCUGGUCAUGGACAGAGAGCUCUGCCUGCAGAGGGUUUGAUGAACAGAAGAAUUGACUGGGGCUUUAUGGGGGAGGGAGUUGUCCUUUUAUUGUUCAUCACCACACCUGUGA
Molecule: messenger RNA, 4557 nt
Organism: Pseudopodoces humilis (Tibetan ground-tit)
Lineage: Eukaryota; Metazoa; Chordata; Aves; Passeriformes; Paridae
Gene: BCAS3
Product: BCAS3 microtubule associated cell migration factor
Biological process (GO): autophagy; response to starvation
Cellular component (GO): cytoplasm
Molecular function (GO): protein binding
Source: RefSeq, a predicted model, not a curated record